Choloepus didactylus (southern two-toed sloth) is the source of this 4035-nucleotide messenger RNA. Its product is annotated as zinc finger protein 57-like. Gene Ontology annotation, molecular function: DNA-binding transcription repressor activity, RNA polymerase II-specific. The transcript is spliced from 7 exons. Lineage: Eukaryota; Metazoa; Chordata; Mammalia; Pilosa; Megalonychidae. Gene Ontology annotation, biological process: negative regulation of transcription by RNA polymerase II. The record is from RefSeq and is a predicted model, not a curated record. Bases 1 to 2166 code for a protein of 721 amino acids.
AUGUCGAGCUGUCAGCAAGAUGCUUUUGUGGUGAAGGGCAAGUUCUGGGACUACGAGCCAGAUACAAUCCUCAAGGGGUGGGGCCAGAGGCGCCGUCCAAUCAGGGGCGCCGGGGGCGGGGCGCCGCGCCGCCGAUCCCCGAGGGCGCUUCGGCAACUCCCGGGCGCGCUCGGCGUUGGUCCCCGUCCCCCGACCCCGCGGGCCGCCCCGGCCGCUCUGCCCAGCCGCGUCGCGCUGUCCCCUGCACGGGCCGCCGAGCGGCGAUGCGCGGGAACCGGCUGUGGGCGCGCGAGCCCGGGUCCCCUCCGCGCCCCAGGCCGGGGUCUCGGGCCCCGCUCGGCCUGCAGCCCCCGCCGCCCGCAGGGUGGGGCCGGGACCCCCCGCGUCUCCCGGGGCCCUGGGGUGAGCACCGGAGGCUCAGGGACCCCUCGGAGAGUGGGGUCCGCGAUCGGGAGGGGCUCCCAGGGCCCGCGGAGGGACUCAGUGAGCUUUGAGGAUGUGGCUGUGGACUUCACCCUGGAGGAGUGGGCUUUGCUGGAUUCUACUCAGAGGAGACUCUACAGAGAUGUGAUGCUGGAAACCUUCGGGAACCUCUCCUCAGUAGAUGAGGAGGCUCAAUUACAAACCAAUGGAUCAGUUGCUCACGAGGCUAUUUUUAAGCAAAAGACACGCAAGGAACAGAUAAUGGCAAAAUUCACAAGCAAUCAUUCUAGUGCCUGUGCUGCACGAAAAUAUUUGGCAGACCAUAACAUUGAAAAUCAGCACAAAACACUGGAGAGGCAUCACCGAAGUCAUAUAGGAGAGAGAGUCUGUGAAAAUAAUGAAAGUUAUCAAUGUGGAGAAACCUUGAAUCAGAUGCCAAAUCUUCAUCUGCACAAGAAAACCCCUUCUGGAGCAGGUCUCUAUGAAUGCAGUAAGUGUGGAAAAACCUUUGUAUAUCGUUCCUCUCUGAAGCGGCACAUCAGGUCACUUCCUGGACACAAACCAGAUGGCUCUCAGGAAAGUGGGCCAGCCUGCAGUCAUCCCUCCUACCUAAGAAAAUACACGAGAACUAACUGUGGAAAGAAAACCUACAUAUGUAAAUUUUGUGGGAAAAUCUUCCGUUAUCACUAUUGGUUCAGUGAACACAUCAGGACUCACACUUCAGGUAAAACUUACGAAUCCCAGCAAUCUGGGAAUGUCGUCAAUGAGUUCUCAAGUUUUACUAGCCACGUGAGAACUUACAGUGGAGAGAAGACAGGUAAAUGUAAGGAAUGUGGGAAAGAGUUCGUUUAUCUCGGAUCCUUUAGAAAACACAUGAUAACACACUCUCAAGAGAAUCGCUAUGAAUGUAAACAAUGUGCUAAAACCUUCACUUCUUCUGCCUCCUUUCGAAGACAUGACAGGGUUCACACGGGGGAGAAACCUUAUCAUUGUAAACAAUGUGGUAAAAACUUCAGGUAUUCCCAAUCCUUUCAAAGACACGGAAAAAUUCACACUGGAGAAAAGCCCUUUAAAUGUCAGUAUUGUGGGAAAGCCUUCAGUUCGCGUGACUCCUUUAAAGGACACGUCAGGAUGCAUGCUGGAGAGAGACCCUAUGAGUGUAAAGAGUGUGGUAAAGCCUUCACUUGUGUCCGGUCAGUUCGAAAGCAUGAAUGGAUUCACACUGGAGAAAAGCCCUAUAAAUGUAAGUAUUGUGGGAAAGCCUACCGUUCACUUACAGGCUUUACAAUACAUGUGAGAAUGCACACCGGAGAGAAUCCCUAUGAGUGUAAACAAUGUGGCAAAGCCUUCCGAUGUCAUAGUUCAUUAAAAGGACACUUAAUGAUUCACAAUGGAGAGAAGCCCUUUGAAUGUGGGUAUUGUGGGAAAGGCUUCCGUUUGCUCAGAUACUUUAAAGGACAUGUGAGAAUGCACACUGGAGAGAAACCCUAUCAGUGUAAACAGUGUGGUAAAGGCUUUGCUUUUCCAGAAUCCUUUGUACGACAUAAAAGGAUUCACACUGGAGAGAUGCCCUAUGAAUGUAAUUACUGUGGCAAAGUCUUCCGGUGGUCUGAGUCUUUUCAAGGACAUAUUAGAACACAUACGGGAGAGAAGCAGUAUAAAUGUGAAAUAUGUGGGAAAGCUUUUGGCUGGUCCUCAUCGUUUAGAAGCCACAUGAGAAGGCAUAGUGAGAAGAAACCCUAAAAAUGACACAGUGUGGGGAAAACUUCAAGUGGACCUUAUCUGCACAAAAACCUGAGGAUUCACCCUGACUAGAAACCCUAUCAAUGUGAAAAACAUGGAAAAGCCAUCACUUGGUCCUCAUCCUUACGAAACCAUGUGGAAGAUCACACUGGGAGGAGGCCCUAUAAAUAACCUGAGAAUGCCUGAUGCUACUCAACUCAUGUGGAAUAUUCCCAAAACUUCAUAUAUCAUAUUUCCCUUGCUAAUAAGUGAUUGAUGUGUAUUUGUAAAUAGUUUAUCAAAGAGUAUAUUCUUAUGUGAACCAUUUUGCAUCUUUUCCUCUUUGGCCCUUGGUUUUUGCUUCUCACUGGGAUUUGGACACUAAGUUUGAAUUAAGAAGUCAGACCUGUGGUAUGAUCACAAAAUCUAGAGUUAGAGACGGCUUUCCUGGAUGUGCUGUGUCAACAUAGGUAACGUUGGCAAGUAAAUUUUCUAGAGUUCAGUUUUGUUAUGGAUGCAUGACAGAAUCCACCGUCCUAAUUGUACAAGAUUGGGAUGCAGAAGUUAAAAGGCCAUUACUGAAGUUUUGCAGGCACAGACAGGGAGAUAAGACAUGCAUAGGCAAAUUGGGACCAGUUUCCUGCACCUUUUCCUUGUUUCUUCCUGUUUCUUGACCGUCCCGUUCAAGAACAUCCUCAAAACAGCACCAACUGCUUGACUCUGAUUUUCGAGAGGUGUGGUCUUUCACAGAUUGACUCCUUCACAUGCUCUACAUCAGUGAUACAUUCGAAUAUUGCAUGUUCCCGCAUGACCCAGUGUGUCCAUUGGGCCACUGAUUCCAAAUGUCAUGGUUGAGAAUGUUCUCUAAGUUUCUGACACCCCUCUACUUAGUCUAAUUUGUACAGCAAGGAUCAGGAUCUAUUAAUACUGCUAGUGGCUUUAUGUUCUUAAUUACAACAUGCCAGCUAUAGGGGUGCAGUCAAAAAGAGAAACCAGAUGGGAAUUCAGUCCCCAACUGCACGUGUGGUGACCGUGCUGACCCAGUCCUUCCAUGGGAGGAUAACACCCUUCCUCGUAGCAGGGAGAUUCUGUGUGGUUCCUGUGCCUUAAGUAGAAUGGAAUUCUCCAGUAUGUCUUCGAUCAUUAUGUUUUAUCAUAUGCGAUUAAAAUCGAUGUCCAUUUUAAAAUAUAUUUAGUUUCUAUUAAAUUGUUAUGGUAACAUAAACAUCAUUUCUCCUUUUUUAACUUUUUAAUGCAACUUUAUUGAGAUACAUUCACACACCAUACAGUUGAUCCAAAGCAUUCAGUCCAUGGCUCACUGUGUCAUCACAUGGUUGUACAAUCAUCAUCAAAACCAAUUUUAGAACAUUUUCUUUACUCCAAGAAAAGAAAAAAGAAAACCCCAAACCUCCUUUACCCUUUUUUCCCCCCAACACACACACAAUGAUUGACCCCUAGUAUUGGUGUGGUACAUUUGUUACUAUUCAUCAAAGAAUAUUAAGGUAUUUCUAUUAACUAUAGUCCAUACUUUGCAAUAGAUUCAUUUCCCCCAUACAUCACAUUUAUUAACUUCCUAUAAAUAGUGUCAUACAUUUGUUUUAAUUCAUGAAAGAAUUUUUUUUAUAUUUGUACAGUUAAUCACAGUCAUUGCCUACCACAGAUUCAUUGUGUUAUACGUUCCUAUGUUUUAACCUCCAGCUUUCCUUCUAGUGACGUACAGGACUCUAAACUUCCACUUGUCACCACGUUCAGCUGCCCUUCAGCACUGUUAAUUAUACUCACAAUAAUGUGCUACUGUCACCUCUAUCCAUUUCCAAAUGUUUAAGUUCAACCUAGUUAAAAAUUAUGCACAUGUCAAGCAGCCACUCCCCCAUCUAGCCUCUUUCUAUG